Rasamsonia emersonii CBS 393.64 is the source of this 1188-nucleotide messenger RNA. Its product is annotated as hydrolase. Gene Ontology annotation, molecular function: hydrolase activity, acting on carbon-nitrogen (but not peptide) bonds. The coding region runs from base 1 to 1188 and encodes 395 amino acids. The record is from RefSeq and is a predicted model, not a curated record. The transcript has a single exon. Lineage: Eukaryota; Fungi; Ascomycota; Eurotiomycetes; Eurotiales; Trichocomaceae.
AUGCCCCCCAACACCCAAAGAUUCGCCAUCAUAAACGUUCACAUCUUCGACGGACACGCCAUCAGCCAGCAACCCGUGACCGUCCUCAUCAAGGGGGACAAUAUCGAGGCAAUCAAUGAUGAUUCGACAACAGCGCCGUCAGGAGGACAAGCACAAGGACAAGAAAACGGACUGGUCGAGAAUAAUGCGAUUAUCGACGGAGAAGGCGGCAUCCUCCUCCCCGGCCUGAUCGACUGCCACGUCCACGUCAAGAAGCCCGAGAGCGCGCGCAGACUCACCGAAUGGGGCGUCACCACCGCGUUGGACAUGGCGUCCUGGCCGCGGGACCUCUGGCGCUCGAUCCGCCAGUACGCGGCGAAGCGCAAUCUCGCCGAUCUCAGAACCGCAGGCGUCCCUGCGACCGCGCCGGGCAGUCGUCACAGCCAGAUGCUGCCGGGCCUGCCGGACGACGCGCUGCUGACUGGCCCAGAGCAGGCUGCAACGUUUGUCGCGAACCGGGUCAACCACGACGGGGCGGACUAUAUCAAGCUGAUUGCGGACUUCCCCAUAGGACCCAGUCAGGAGACGCUGAACGCGCUCGUCGUCGAGGCCCACAGGCACCAGAAGCUGGCCGUAGUGCACGCGGCCGUCUACCCAGCCGCGGUCAUGGCGGUGGACGCAAAGCCGGAUGUGCUCACGCACGUGCCGAUGGACCGUGCACUGGACGAAACAGUGACGAGCCGGAUGAAGAGCCAGAACAUGGUCGCAGUGCCCACGCUGUCGAUCGAGGAGUCCUUGUCCAAGAUCCUCACCAGACCGGGCGUGAAGCUGGAUUAUGCGCAUUCGCGUGCGUCCGUAGCCGCGCUGCUCGCGGCCGGAGUGCCCGUCUUCGCCGGAACGGAUGCCAACGACGGGGAAAUCGCCAAUGUCCGGCAUGGGGAGAGCCUGCAUCACGAGUUGGAGCUCCUUGUUGAGGCUGGCAUGACGCCUCUGGAUGCCCUGCGCGCGGCUACUGUCGAACCGGCCAGGUAUUUUGGGCUGCAGGACCGCGGCGUCAUCGAGCCGGGCCGUUUGGCAGACCUGAUCCUCAUUGCAGACAACCCGCUCGAGGACAUCAAGGCUACCCGGUCGAUCAAGCGGGUGUGGUGUCGGGGGACUGAGAUCAAGCGAACGCACAUCAGCCCUAAAGAGAUUAGUAGAUCUGGCUAG